This is a messenger RNA of Pelmatolapia mariae (spotted tilapia), 2488 nucleotides long. RefSeq names its product sterile alpha motif domain-containing protein 3-like. Lineage: Eukaryota; Metazoa; Chordata; Actinopteri; Cichliformes; Cichlidae. The transcript is spliced from 6 exons. Bases 841 to 2319 code for a protein of 492 amino acids. The record is from RefSeq and is a predicted model, not a curated record.
GGUCACGAUGCAGGUCUCACACUAUACCGCCCGAUGCUCUGAUGCGACCUGAGUGCUCACACUGUGCCUCCAUAAAAUGAAGGUUAUAACAGAAAAUCUGUCGCUCACUCUCCCUCUCUGUCUUUCACUCACACAGACACGCACACCACCACCAUCAACUUUGCUAAAUUGCUAAUGAAAAACAUUGAUCAGGCAGCUGUGAUUGAGCAGCAAUGUAAAUCCAACUAUUUUCACGGUUGUUGUGGUCGUGAUAAUUUUGUGAUGCCACAUCGAAAAGGCUCGGAUGAGCUUUCCAAAGUUCUACAAGUUGUGCCUCCAUCGCUUGAGUCCAGAUCACACGCUGCACAGCCGUGCUGCUCCGUCUUUUUCACCGACGUUUACGUGUUUGCGCGUGAGCAGUGUGAGCGGCUGCGGUGACACCCUCACGAGCGAUUGAUGAUCGGGAGCUGGUCGUGAGGUGUUAAUCGCUUCUCGUUACCCCACGUAUACUACAAGAUGCACGAUGAAGGCCAAAAUCGGUCGCACGACUCAAAAAUCGGCUCAAAAUGGGCCAAAAAUCGCACAGUGUAAGCCCAGCAUUAGACCAGCAAUGUUUGUUCCCCUCAGAGAAAGAAAAAAAAAGGCUGCAAAAGUACUGGGAGGAAUGGGAAAAGGAAAACACUGGAAAAGUGCACGAUAACACCUAUAAAGCGCACUGCACUGUGUGCCGGCGCACUUUUUCCAUAGGCAUGCUUCUAAUGGUGGGCACAUGAAGAACAUGAGGGGCGUGAAAGCUCGGGGAACCCUUAACCAAUUUUUUGUCCACCAGGCCACGGCAGAAGCAGAUAUGGCUGUUGUGAAAUGGCUGCAAUGGUGAAACUCAGAAUCAUUUUCUCCGAAAAUGAUUCCCGGAGAUUGAUCCUUCCAAAUGGGAUGCCAGAGUCUGUCAGUGAGCUAGUUCAGCAGAUAAAGGGACAGUGUGGAGUUAAUGGGGACUUCAGGCUUCAGUUCAUGGAUGCAGAAUUUGGGAAUGAAUUCACCAACUUGGAGUCAAUGUCGGACAUCCAGGACAAAAGUACCAUCAAGGUCAUCUUUAGCUCAGUUACACCUGUCGAGCCUGGUGAGCCACUGCUCCCUCUUUACUCAUCUGCUGCCACUUCCCGCACUCUAGAUGACUCCUCAUCCCUUUCAUCUCCUGGGAACUCAUUUGAUACAGACAUAUUGUCUUCUCCUGAAUCUACAUCCUCAAGAGCCACUGCAUGGCCCGAUGUCUUCCCCAUUCCCCGGUUCUCUUAUGAUACUCAACUACAGCUGGACAGGGCCAAUGCUACUUUCAAAGAAUCUGGAGCUUUAUUGAAUCCUGAUCAUAAAAUUAAGUCUGCCAUUCUUGAUGGUUUAGCUGAAACAAUUGUUCAGUACAAGGUCUACCUCUCUGACAGGGAGUUUGAUGAGGUCGCAGAAGCUCUUGUAACAACCCAUCCAUGUUUGAAAGAGCCUGGUUCAGUCACUGGAUAUGGCGGAUGGAAAACAAGCUUGAAGUAUAAACUUGCUAACUACCGAACUAAGCUUAGACGGCUUGGAUGCCCUGAAGUUACUGUGAAUUCCUUAAAACAUAAACCUGAUGGCAAAUGUACUCCUGCGUAUGGCGUGAAGAAGCCAAAAAAAGCUGAAGUGAAUUACUGCCCCACUUAUCCAGCUGGUGAAACUGCAGAGACACUAGAAGAAAUCAGAGUGGACCUCCUGUCAGAAGUUAAGAAAAAAAACAAUGACCACAGGGUGGCUGCAAUGAUGGAGAAGACCUUUGCUCUCAGAAGGCAAGAGGUAGUACGUGAAGCACCGAUGAUCGCUGAAUUCAAAAUGAGGUGGCCAGCUCUCUUCCAUGUGUGUGAGGUGAGUGCAGAAUUCAAGAGGAUUACAACCAUCCAUUUGCAGUCCAAGUUCUUCUCCCAGCUGGAUAGUUAUUCGGCAAACCUUAUGAAGAUAUAUGCCAAGAAGGGUGGAGUACAAGGGCGAAAAAUUAAGACCAUCAUGGCACCUGCAACCCAGACUGCUGCUGUUGAAGUCAGAAGAGAAUGCAUCCUCAAAGGUCUUUGCGUGUACCUGAAUGAAGAUCCAGAGAAGCUGGUGAAGGAUUACCUGGACGUUGAUAAAAGCAUCGCCACUGCCAUAGCAGAGACCGUCUUUGGAAUCUGUGUGAUUCGAUCAGAGGGUGCGGAGCCUGGCGAUGACCCUCAGGAUGUUAUGAUUGUUCUAGAGGGGGUGGAAGUGAUGGCAUGUCUUUAUCCUGUAUUACUUCUGUCACCCCAACCGGUUGCAGCAGAUGGCCCCGCCCCUCCCUGAGCCUGGUUCUGCCGGAGGUUUCUUCCUGUUAAAAGGGAGUUUUUCCUUCCCACCGUCGCCCAAGCGCUUGCUCAUAGGGGGUCAUAUGAUUGUUGGGUUUUUCUCUGUAUCUAUUAUUGUAAGAUCUACUGUACAAUAUAAAGCGCCUUGAGGCGACUGUUGUUGUGAU